Messenger RNA from Raphanus sativus (radish), 669 nucleotides. Its product is annotated as secreted RxLR effector protein 161-like. The coding region runs from base 1 to 669 and encodes 222 amino acids. The transcript has a single exon. The record is from RefSeq and is a predicted model, not a curated record. NCBI's taxonomy places the organism in Eukaryota, Viridiplantae, Streptophyta, Magnoliopsida, Brassicales, Brassicaceae.
AUGUAUUUAGCAACUCACACACGGCCUGAUAUAUGCUUUGCCGUGAACCUACUGUCUAGGUUUAGCUCAUGUCCAACCAAAAGGCACUGGGACGGGAUAAAACAUGUUCUUCGUUACCUACAAGGAACGAAAGAUUUGGGUCUGUUUUAUACCAACAAAAAUAAAGAUGGUUUAGUUGGAUUUGCUGAUUCUGGAUACCUUUCGGAUCCACACGAUUCUGGAUCUCAGACAGGCUAUGUAUUUACGCAUGGUGGAACAGCCAUAUCAUGGCGUUCAAUAAAGCAGACACUCAUAACCACAUCCUCAAAUCAUUCGGAAAUAUUGGCUAUACACGAAGCCAGCCGCGAGUUUGUCUGGUUGAGGUCGAUGACUCAACAUAUAAGAUCAGAUUGUGGGAUGACAGAUGACAAGGGUCCAACCGUGAUGUAUGAGGACAAUGCAGCCUGCAUUGCUCAGCUCAAGGACGGCUAUAUCAAAGAGGACAGGACGAAACACAUCCUGCCCAAGUUCUUUUCAACCCACGAGUUGCAAAAGGCCGGUGUCGUCCAAGUGGUUCAGGUACGAUCCAGUGACAAUUCAGCCGACCUGUUCACCAAGUCCUUACCUACUGCGACGUUGAAGAAGCUCAUACAUCAGCUUGGGAUGCGUCGACUGAAAGACCUUCAGUGA